Zasmidium cellare ATCC 36951 is the source of this 963-nucleotide messenger RNA. RefSeq lists its product as uncharacterized. Gene Ontology annotation, biological process: S-adenosylmethionine biosynthetic process. NCBI's taxonomy places the organism in Eukaryota, Fungi, Ascomycota, Dothideomycetes, Mycosphaerellales, Mycosphaerellaceae. Gene Ontology annotation, molecular function: methionine adenosyltransferase regulator activity. The record is from RefSeq and is a predicted model, not a curated record. Bases 1 to 963 code for a protein of 320 amino acids. Gene Ontology annotation, cellular component: methionine adenosyltransferase complex. The transcript is spliced from 2 exons.
AUGUCCCCCUCCGCCCCCAUAUUCCUAGUCUGGGGCGCCGAAGGCUGGAUCGGCUCCCAACUCCUGUCCCUCCUACACCAACAAGGCAAAACCGCGCACGGCACGACCGCGCGCAUGCACGAACAAUCCGAAGUCCGCGCGGUGCUCGACAAGAUCCAGCCCACGCACGUAAUCAACUGCGCGGGCAAGACGGGGCGUCCGAACGUCGACUGGUGCGAGACGCACAAGCUCGAGACGAUGGAGAGUAAUGGGUUGGGGAUGUUGGUGUUGGUGAGCGAGUGUGAGAAGAGGGGCGUGCAUUGUUGUGUGCUUGCGACGGGGUGUAUCUACACCUCAACCUACACGCCCGACAACCGCACCCUCCUCUCCGCGCCCUUCAAAGAAACCGACGCACCCAACUUCACAGGCUCCUUUUACAGCGCCACCAAAGCCCCCAUCGAGACGUUCCUCAAAAACUACCCGUCGUGCCUCACCCUCCGCCUCCGCAUGCCCGUAUCCGCAGACCUGCAUCCGCGCUCCUUCGUGACCAAGAUCCUGAACUACAACCGCGUCGUCGACAUCCCCAACUCGCACUCUCUCCUCCCGAAUUUGCUGCCCGUGGUGAUCGCCAUGGCCGAACACCGCGAGACUGGCGUCUUCAAUUUCACGAACCCGGGCGCCAUCUCGCAUAAUGAGGUCCUAUCUUUGUACAAGGACAUCGUGGAUCCGAGCUACGAGUGGAAGAAUUUCACCCUCGAGGACCAGGCCGGGGUGAUUGUGGCGGAGAGGAGUAAUUGUGCGUUGGAUAGUACCAAGUUGUUGGAGACGGUCAAGGGGUAUCAGGCGGAGGGGUUGGAGGUGGAGGUUCCGGAGAUUCGGGAGGCGUACAGGAGGUGUUUUGAGGUGAUUCGGGAUAGUGGGGUGGUGCAGCAGAAGGGUGGGGCUGGGUCGGUGUUGGGGAGUCAGGCUUUGCCGGUGGCGUAG